Molecule: messenger RNA, 697 nt
Organism: Penaeus vannamei (Pacific white shrimp)
Lineage: Eukaryota; Metazoa; Arthropoda; Malacostraca; Decapoda; Penaeidae
Source: RefSeq, a predicted model, not a curated record
AUGUGUGGAAAGGAGAUUCCUGUUAAAGCUAAUCAUAUGAUACAGUACUGUGUCAUUACCCUUAUCAUCAUGACUCCAGAGAAACUCGAAGGUCGCGGCCUCAUUCCCGCUCCUCCUGCCAGCCUUCCUGGCCGGCGGGAGUAUAAAAGCCCCGCGCUGCAGCCACGGCGUCAGUCGUCUCGCAGCGCACCCAUCACUAACAUGACUCGAGUUCUCUUCACCGUCGUGGUCCUGUCCCUCGUGGUCGCCUUGGCCGCCGCCGGUGGAUUUGGCGGCGGACACGGAGGCGGAUUUGGCGGUGGACACGGAGGCGGAUUUGGCGGCGGACACGGAGGCGGAUUUGGCGGCGGACACGGAGGCGGAUUUGGCGGCGGACACGGAGGCGGAUUUGGCGGUGGACACGGAGGCGGAUUUGGCGGUGGACACGGAGGCGGAUUUGGCGGUGGUGGAUUCGGAGGAUCUGGAGGCUAUGGAGGCAGAGGAUUUGGAGGUGGACAUGGAGGCUUCGGAGGAGGAUUCGGAGGCGGUCACGGAGGAUUCGGAGGCGGUCACGGAGGAUUCGGAGGCGGUCACGGAGGAUUCGGAGGUGGAUUUGGAGGACGAUAUGGAAAGUAAGCGCUUCGACGAUCUUUCACCUCCAGGAGGAAUGUAUAUUGAAAAGUGUAUUCCUAUUUUUUUUAUUAAAGUGUAAAUUCAA